This is a messenger RNA of Cicer arietinum (chickpea), 2210 nucleotides long. NCBI's taxonomy places the organism in Eukaryota, Viridiplantae, Streptophyta, Magnoliopsida, Fabales, Fabaceae. The record is from RefSeq and is a predicted model, not a curated record.
GUAAAUAAGGGUAAUGGAAGCCACAUAGGCCACCGGACAGGAGUUGGAUUAACACCGGCUUUGCUUCGAUUUGGACUCUCCUUCUCUUCUCUUCUCUUCUAAGUGACGCUACUCUACUAAACCAUUUUUCACUUUCCCCUUCGAUUCAGAUCAGAUCAGAUCAGAUCCGCACUGCCAAACCUCAGAUCCUGCCUUGAUUCAAUUCAAGACUAGAAGAACCAUUUUCCUCAUUCCAAUUUUCAAACUAAUAAAAUGGUUGUUCUCGCUGCAUCCAUUGUGGGCAAAUCUGGUAAAGUGCUAGUUUCUAGACAGUUUGUGGAUAUGUCUCGUAUAAGAAUUGAGGGACUUCUAGCAGCAUUUCCCAAGUUGAUAGGCACUGGAAAACAACACACAUAUGUUGAGACUGAGAACGUGCGCUAUGUUUACCAGCCAAUAGAAGCUUUGUAUCUGCUUCUUGUAACAAACAAACAGAGCAACAUACUGGAAGAUUUGGAUACUCUGAGACUUCUCUCUAAACUUGUCCCCGAAUAUUCUUACUCCCUCGACGAAGAGGGUAUCUGCAAACAUGCCUUUGAGCUGAUUUUUGCGUUUGAUGAAGUCAUCUCUCUUGGGCACAAGGAAAGUGUGACCGUUGCACAAGUUAAGCAAUACUGUGAGAUGGAAAGUCAUGAAGAGAAGCUGCACAAGCUCGUCAUGCAGAGCAAGAUCAAUGAAACUAAGGAUGUGAUGAAGCGGAAAGCAAGUGAGAUUGAUAAGAGCAAGAUUGAAAAGAAUAGAAGUGAUAAAGGAGGAUUUGGUCCGUUGACGUCAAUGGGAUCUGGAAGAAUUGAAAAUAGCUUCAGUGAUUUGAGCAUAUCUAGCAGUGGAACUGGUUUUGGAAGUGGCUCUGGUUUUGGAUUGAGUACCGAUGUUGAUUCCUUUUCUACCAAGCCUAAAGGUCGUCCAACUGCAUCUGCCACUGCUCCUCCAAAGGGUCUUGGAAUGAAGCUUGGCAAAUCUCAAAAGACAAAUCAGUUUUUAGAAUCAUUGAAAGCAGAAGGUGAGGUCAUUCUUGAAGAUGUUCAGCCAAAACUUGGCCAGUCUCGAACAGCUGCCCCACCACUUACCGAUCCUGUCACUUUAACUGUUGAGGAGAAAUUAAAUGUGGCACUGAAAAGAGAUGGUGGAGUUAGUAAUUUUGAUGUUCAAGGCACAUUGUCUCUCCAAAUUCUUAACCAAGAAGAUGCGCAUAUUCAAGUUCAGGUCCAGACUGGUGAUAAUCAAGCCAUCUCUUUCAAGACACACCCUAACAUGAAUAAAGAGUUAUUUGCCAAUGAAUAUAAACUAGGUCUGAAGGAUCUCAAUAGGCCUUUCCCUACCGGGCAAGCCAGUGAUGCUGCAGGUGUUUGCCUUUUAAAGUGGAGAAUGCAAAGCACCGAUGAGUCAAUGGUGCCACUGACAAUCAACUGUUGGCCCUCUUCUUCUGGAAAUGAAACUUAUGUCAGUAUUGAAUAUGAAGCUUCAUCAAUGUUUGAUCUGCGGAAUGUUGUGAUCUCAGUACCUCUUCCAGCUCUUCGAGAAGCACCAUCUGUUAGUCAGAUUGAUGGAGAAUGGAGGUAUGACUCUAGGAAUUCCAUUUUGGAGUGGUCUGUCCUUCUGAUUGAUAAUUCAAAUCGCAGUGGGUCGAUGGAGUUUGUUGUUCCACAAGCAGAUUCGUCAGCAUUCUUUCCCAUUUCAGUUCGCUUUACGGCAACUGAGACUUUUAGUGACCUGAAGGUUACGAACAUCAUACCGCUUAAGGGUGGUAAUAUUCCCAAAUAUGCUCAGAGAUCACAGUUGAUAACAGAAAACUACCAAGUUGUGUGAUUGAUUUCCUCUUGACUUUGAGCUUCUAUGACAGUUUUGCUUUUACAGCAGAAUUUCUUUCAUCAAUAGGCUUUACUUCUAGUUGCAGCAUCUGUUACCUACUAUUCAUGAAUUUAUACUUUCGGUUCGACAUCUCAAGACAUGGAGCGAAAUAUGAUACUUGUAUUUACUAUUAUGUCGAGUGUCUCAUGUGGAAGAAUGCAUUUAUCAUCUCCCUCUUUUCUUGUGUUGAGUCUUAUAAUUUUCCGAAGACUUGCAAGUCAAAUGCAAAUCGAUCAUCAACUAUCUAAUACAUGGUAGUAAACUUACUAGUUGUGUAUGUAAUGUGGAAUCUUUGCUAAAAUUAUGUUUUUAUUUACCAUUUA